Molecule: messenger RNA, 574 nt
Organism: Hemiscyllium ocellatum (epaulette shark)
Lineage: Eukaryota; Metazoa; Chordata; Chondrichthyes; Orectolobiformes; Hemiscylliidae
Gene: fmc1
Product: formation of mitochondrial complex V assembly factor 1 homolog
Exons: 2
Coding region: 45-380 (111 amino acids)
Cellular component (GO): mitochondrion
Source: RefSeq, a predicted model, not a curated record
UCGACGGGCGGCCGCUCGGGGUUCGAUUGCUCGGGCUGAUCAACAUGGCGGCGCUGCGGUUGGCGCGGGGCCUCCUGAAGGAGGUUCGGAGACAGGGCCCGGGCCCGGGGCAGGGGCCCCGUUACCGCGAGUCCGCCGCCUACACCUACAUCCUGCAGCAAUUCCGGAAGAACCAGGUUACCAGUGAGAAACUGUGCCGGGCUCAGCAUGAACUGUAUCACCAAGCUUCCACCUACAUGUGCCUCCUGCAGAGUGUCCGACAGCACCUAGCUCUACACCAGGAGUACCACAGCAAGGGAGAACGGUCACCCCAUGAAGUGGCUCAGCUUGUUGGCCUCAAACUGCCACAGCAACCCGGAGGCAAAGGAUGGGAAAAGUGAGGAGGAGGAAAGGCAUCCUUACUCCUCGAGUACACCGUGUGGACAAACACAUUAUUCUCAUUCCGAUGGACUUGGUUAUUCACUGACAAUGUAAAUAUGGUCCUAGGACUGUUUGUGUUUCUUGUGUAUAGUGCAGCUUCUCAGAAUCUCAAUGGUUCAUGAAGUAAUUAAAAAGAGACUCCAAUUAAACCCAA